This is a messenger RNA of Striga hermonthica, 780 nucleotides long. Lineage: Eukaryota; Viridiplantae; Streptophyta; Magnoliopsida; Lamiales; Orobanchaceae. The record is from the annotation of a GenBank genome assembly.
AUGGCAACAGAUCUAAGUUUCCUGUCAUUGGUGGUCAUAUGCAGUUUCUUGCUGAUAGGCCUUUCAUCUGCUGAUUGGAACAUACUGAACCAAAGGAUAUCUAAAAGUGGACUCCAAAUCACACUGAAGAACUAUUGCGAGAGCUGGAGAAUGAAUGUGGAGCUACACAACAUUCGCGAUUUCGAGGUUGUCCCCGAGGAAUGCGUCGAGUACAUUGGCAAAUACAUGAGCUCGACUCAGUACAAGGUUGACUCGGAGCGGACGACCGACGAGUGCACGGUUUAUCUCAGUACGAACUGCGGUCUGAAAAAAGAUGGGGCCGACGCGUGGAUUUUCGACAUUGAUGACACGCUCCUCUCGACCGUCCCUUACUACAAGAAGAACGGUUAUGGGGGAAAGAAACUGAACUCAACGUCUCUAGAGGAGUGGAUGAAGCAGGGCAAAGCCCCAGCUUUGGAGCACUCCUUGAGGCUUUUCAAUCGGCUAAAAGGGCUUGGAGUUCAGAUAAUUUUAGUAUCCUCAAGAAGGGAAUGUCUGAGAUCAGCCACCAUCGACAACCUUGUAGAUGUCGGAUACCAUGGCUGGAAAAGUCUCAUUCUAAGGGGUGCAGAUGAUUUGAAGAAGGAUGUGCAGAAGUACAAGGCUGAUGUGAGGAAACAAUUGGGCAAAGAUGGGUAUAGGAUUUGGGGCAUUUUGGGAGAUCAAUGGAGCAGCAUUGAGGGGCUUCCUACAGCCAAGAGAUCAUUCAAACUCCCAAAUCCUCUCUACUAUGUUGCAUAA